Cutaneotrichosporon oleaginosum is the source of this 942-nucleotide messenger RNA. RefSeq lists its product as uncharacterized. Lineage: Eukaryota; Fungi; Basidiomycota; Tremellomycetes; Trichosporonales; Trichosporonaceae. Gene Ontology annotation, cellular component: nucleus. The record is from RefSeq and is a predicted model, not a curated record.
AUGUCUGCUAAGAAGAUUGUUAUCUUUGGAGUCACCGGCGUGCAAGGCUCGUCCGUUGCGCGCGCGCUUCUCACCGACACGCACACCAAGUUCAAGGUCUGGGGAGUCACACGCAACCCCGCCUCGAGGUCCAGCCAGGAACUGGACAAGCUGGGCGUACAGCUCGUCAAGGGCGACCUGGAGGACGCGCAGUCGUACGCCGAUGCCCUCAAGGACGCGGACGGAGUUUUCCUCAAUGUCAACUUCUGGGCCGCGUACAAAGGUAACAACGCGGAGGAGGCACGCGACACUGAGAUCGCCCAGUCCAAGGCUGCUGUGGACGCAUGCAAAGCUGCUGGCGUCAAGCUGAUUGUGCACUCGGCGCUGGAAAGCUAUGCUCCGACGCUCCCCAUUCCACACUUUGACGCCAAGGCUGAGGUCACCAAGUACAUCAAGGAGCAGGGAGUGCCAGCCACGUUCCUCUACACUUCGUACUACUUCACCAAUCUCAACAGCGCAAAGCUUGAGGAGAAGGGCGACGAGACCGUCCUCCAGCUUCCCCUCCCCGAUGAUACCCAGAUUCCCGGCUUCAACCCCAAUCAGAUUGGAUGGUUCGCGCGCGUCGCAUUCGCGAACCCAGAAGAGUGGACUGGCAAGGACAUGUACGCUUGUGGCGAGAAUGUGCGUGUGUCCAAGAUCGCUCGCGUGCUCUCCGAGCUCUCGGGGCGCAAGUACCGCACUAUGGGCGUGUCCAAGGACGACUUCCUGGCUCUGGAGGGCAAGAUGGACAAGGAACUGUGGCUCAACUACCGCGCCUUCGUCGACGGACACAUGAAGCGCGAUCCCGCGAAGAGCCUCAAGAUCGUUCCGGAGACGCAGGACUUCAUGGCGUGGGCGAGCACGGACAAGGCGGCAAUCGAGAAGUUUGGACUCUCGACGGAGUAUUCGAAGAACCAGGCAUAG